Molecule: messenger RNA, 1195 nt
Organism: Prunus dulcis (almond)
Lineage: Eukaryota; Viridiplantae; Streptophyta; Magnoliopsida; Rosales; Rosaceae
Exons: 1
Coding region: 383-856 (157 amino acids)
Source: RefSeq, a predicted model, not a curated record
ACUGCCAAAAUUAAUUCGAACUUCAAUGCAAACUCCAACUCAGCACUCCUUCGACUCCACCGCCAUCAAACAUUUCCUUGCUCGGAUCCUGUCCACAUUUCUUCUUCUUCACCCCACCCACCCACAUUUCCAAGAAAAAACAUCGUUUUCCUUCACGCCUAGUUCACACUCACUCUCUUUUUGACAAAACCUUUAUCCAUUCAUCCACCGGCAACCUGCUAAACCACACUUCCUUCCCUCCUCUUCAAACCCAUUUCUUCCCUUUACCUUCCCUGUAAACAACCGGUUGCCAGUCAACCACCCGUUAACUUAAAACACUGAAAAAACCCAGAGAGUCAUUUACACAAACAACUUGCAGACAUUAAGUUAUACGCACGGACACAUGAAUGGUGGUCUUAGCCAGCUCGGGACUGCGCUCACUGUAGUGUUUGCGGCCAUUCUCGCAGCCCUAGCAACCCAGCUCUUCUUCCUCCUCCGGCGCCGGCUGAAGUCUCAGUCUCAGACCCGGAUCGGGCCCCACGAAAACCCGCCUCACUCACAGCACCACAGAAGCGUCGACGUUGACGUGGACGACGUGUUCAAGUGGCAGCAGGCACUGUACGGCGUGUCGUCAAGGGUUUUGUUCACAAUCGAGGAGGAGGAGGAGAGAAAGGGUCUGGACUUCGCCGAGACGACGACGCACUCCUCGUGCGCGGAGAAAGAGGUGAAGACGGCGACGACGGUGGUGCUGGACGUAGCUGUGACGGUGAUGAGUGUAGAGGUGGACGACGGGACGACGCCGUUUUCGACUCCUUGUGCUUCGCCGCCGUACUAUACUCCGUCGACUUCUCCCGGUCGUGAGACUUGUAGCAUGUAAUAAAGAAGCUCGUUUUAAUUUGUGGGGCUGCGUAGGGUCCUGGGCUUGGGUUGUCGGGUCAAGCGAUGUUCUUGCCAUGUUAGCAAGCACAGUAUUGGACGACGGUGUUUUACUGGUUUUUAAUUUUUUUAACUUUUAAUUAUUAAUUAUUAAUUUUGGGGCAACCGGUAGCAUUGUGUUUUGGGUUUCAAUAAAUGUGGUUGCAUGGCAAGUGUAGCGGUUUAGGUGAUCAUUUAUGGCUGAUGCUUUUUAGUAGAAAAAUUGAUGGAAAAGCAAAAGUAUGCAACUCUGUAUGUGCAUUAUUUAAGCUAUGAAUAGACGUUGGUGUAAAUACCUGUA